AUGCCCCGAAAAAGGCAGACAGACAGACAUUUAGACAGACAGACGAACGGACGGACGAACGGACGGAAGGACGGACGGACGGACGGACUGGCAGGCAGACAGACUGGCGGUCAGGCAGGCAGAAAGGCGGGCAGGCAGACAGGCAGGCAGACAGACAGAUUUAGCUUAAAACUUGCUCGAAGCUCGCAGUAUGGCACAGACCCUCUUGUAGAAGAGAAUCAACAGCUGAGGGAGGAGAACGAAAAAUUGAGGAAAGAGCUGCAGAUGUUUGAGUUUGGCGUCAACAAUUCUAAGGAUGAUGACAAGGACACAAUAUUUUACACUGAAUGGUGGGAGGAGCAAACGGCAGCCACUCGUGAGCUUCUGAAACAGCUGGUGAAAGAGGGCCGACUUGAGAUAUCCCCCGGGGGUUGGGUGGUAGCAGAUGAGGCGUCUGUCCCUUACACUGCCUACCUUGACCAACUGUCCGAAGGCCGGAAUUGGGUCAAGCGUAACAUUGGAACAUUGUCAGAUAUUUCUUUUGGCCUGGAUCAGUUCACCUUGUCUCCUGGUGCCGCCUAUAUGCAACACCACUAUGGGAUUCGAAAUGCUGUGUUAAAGCGGUUACAUCAUGGAAUCAAGGCGUUUAUGAUGACAAACCGGUUAAUGAACUUCUGGUGGCGACAGGAAUGGGAUAAAAGCGGUGAACACGAUACUUUCGUGCAGGUCGAGCCAUAUGAAUGGCUUAGUUUUCCAGAUAGCUGCGGCCCAGACCGAAAUGUAUGUUCUGACCUUGAUCUUACAAAUCAUGCGCGAUUACCCGAUCUGAACACACCAGAGAUCAAUAAAACGAUUCAUUUACGAUACCAUAAGUACAAUAACCUUGAUGAUUUUGCAACAAAACUAGUAAAGGCGCUGCAUCAAAAGAGUGAAGGCUAUCAGCACAAACAGAUUCUUCUGCCUUUGGGAGAUGACUUCAGAUACAACACUGAAGCCGACUGGAAUCAACAGUACCGAAACACGCAAAUACUCAUGAGGUAUAUCAAUUCACAAAGCAAAUUUAAAACGAACAUCACAUUUGGUACGCUGCAGAAAUUCUUCGAUGACAUGAAAACAAACAAAGCCAACACCAAUUUACACUAUCCAAUUAUUACUGGAGAUUUUAUGCCUCUAAAAGUCAAAUCUUCGCCUUUCUACUGGAGCGGUUCUUUCACCACAAGACCCUUUCUAAAAAGACUUGGCCGAGAGAACUAG
Messenger RNA from Mya arenaria, 1233 nucleotides. Its product is annotated as alpha-mannosidase 2-like. Bases 1 to 1233 code for a protein of 410 amino acids. Gene Ontology annotation, biological process: mannose metabolic process; protein deglycosylation; N-glycan processing. The record is from RefSeq and is a predicted model, not a curated record. The transcript has 7 exons. Gene Ontology annotation, cellular component: Golgi membrane. Lineage: Eukaryota; Metazoa; Mollusca; Bivalvia; Myida; Myidae. Gene Ontology annotation, molecular function: alpha-mannosidase activity.